Messenger RNA from Prunus armeniaca (apricot), 1137 nucleotides. The record is from the annotation of a GenBank genome assembly. NCBI's taxonomy places the organism in Eukaryota, Viridiplantae, Streptophyta, Magnoliopsida, Rosales, Rosaceae.
AUGGGUGAGCAAACCCAGGUCCAAACCCAAACCCAAACCCAGCCCCAGACUCCGACUCCGACCCAACCGCCUCACCAUGACUCCAUCGACGACACCACAAUCGCCGAAGUGAGCCCCACACCCACCCAACUCACCAAUGCUCCCUCCCAAACCUCAUCGCCCCCUUCCAAAAUUCCCUUCCGCCCCCGAAAGAUCCGCAAGUUAUCGCCCGACACCUCCGACCCCAAUUCCUCCCAACAAAUCGUCGCCUUACCCGACAACCCCAAACCCCUUCCCGCCGCCGCCAAGUCCGCCAAGUCCAAGGCCGUCCAGCAACGCGCCCUUUCGGCCCCGAAAAUCGCAGCGCGGCCGCUUUCCUGCGAAGGUGAGGUCGAGGCGGCAAUCCGCCAUCUCCGAAACGCCGAUCCGCUCUUGGCUCCGUUGAUCGACCUCCACCAGCGGCCGACCUUUGACACCUUCCAGACCCCCUUCCUUGCCCUAACCCGUAGCAUUCUCUACCAGCAACUCGCAUACAAGGCCGGCAAUUCGAUCUACACGCGCUUCGUCAGCCUGUGCGGCGGAGAGGCCUGUGUCGUCCCCGAGACGGUCCUCGCCCAAACGCCUCAGCAGCUCCGCCAAAUCGGGGUUUCGGGCCGAAAAGCCAGCUACCUCCACGACUUGGCCAGAAAGUACCAGAACGGGAUUCUAUCGGACGCGGCGAUUGUAAAUAUGGACGACAAGUCGCUGUUCACAAUGCUGACGAUGGUCAAUGGGAUCGGCUCUUGGUCUGUGCACAUGUUCAUGAUUUUCUCGCUUCACAGGCCCGACGUGCUUCCGAUCAACGACCUCAGCAUGCGCAAAGGCGUUCAGCUUCUCUACAAUCUUGACGAGUUGCCUCGGCCGUCUCAGAUGGAGCAUUUGUGUGAGAAGUGGCGGCCGUACCGGUCCGUCGCGGCUUGUUAUAUGUGGAGAUUUAGUGAAUCCAAGGGAGCUCCUUCAAGUGCGGCGGCCGUGGCGGCUGGUGCGACUCUACCGCCACAGCAGCAGCAGGAGGAGCAGCAACAACAGCAUCCGCAGCACCCUCAGCAACAGCAGCUUAUGGAUUCACUCAGCAGUCUUAUUAAUAUUGGGUAUAAAUUUCAAUCCUUUUCAAUUUAA